Ixodes scapularis (black-legged tick) is the source of this 3177-nucleotide messenger RNA. RefSeq lists its product as uncharacterized. Gene Ontology annotation, molecular function: zinc ion binding; nucleic acid binding. Gene Ontology annotation, biological process: DNA integration. NCBI's taxonomy places the organism in Eukaryota, Metazoa, Arthropoda, Arachnida, Ixodida, Ixodidae. The transcript is spliced from 2 exons. Bases 1 to 3177 code for a protein of 1058 amino acids. The record is from RefSeq and is a predicted model, not a curated record.
AUGUGGAUUGAUGACGCCGCCCAGAGGGGAGCUGCGAAAGAAGCUGCCGAUAGAGACGCUGCGCUGGACGCAGCAGAGAGAGAACGAAUUUUUGCUAAAGAAGCCGCAGAGAGAGAGAUGGAAAUCUUAAAGCUUAAGAUUCAGUUAGAAAAGGAAGGAAGAGUCAGCGCGGCCAGUAACGUGUCCGAAGAAAGGCGCGAACGAGAAGGGCAGAGCGCCCUGAAAUUGAGUCCCAGUAAACUCCUGGUCGCCUUCGAUGAAAAGAAAGAUGACUUGGACGCGUACAUCCGUAGGUUCGAGGGUAUAGCACUUAGUCAGAAAUGGCCCGAGGGCCAAUGGGCUACCGCGCUCAGUACCUGCCUGACCGGAGAGGCUCUCAGCGUGUAUGGACGCCUAACGCCGGAGGAUGCCGCGAAUUACGGAAAGGUGAAGGCGUCUUUGCUGAAGAGGUUUCGGUUCACGGUCGACGGAUUUCGGGAAAAGUUCCGAGAGGGGAAACCGCUCGACGGUGAAACCGCUACUCAGUAUGCCGCCCGGCUCGGACACUACUUUGACCGCUGGGUUGAACUGUCGAGCACCGCGAGAGAUUUCGAAAGCCUCCGUGAGUUGGUCCUACAGGACCAGUUUCUGAGGGGAUGCCACCCAAGUCUGGCCCUGUAUCUGAGGGAGAGGAAGGUUCCGAGUCUCGAAGGGUUGCUGGAGCUGGCUGACCAGUAUUUGGAGGCGCAGUCUCAUGAGAACUUAGGGAAAUCCCGAAGGAGCGAGGCAGAGCCUAGCGUGCGGGAGAACGCUGGGAAGCAGGUGCCGAGGCCGGAGGUAAGGUGCUUCCUUUGCAACAAAAUCGGCCAUCUGGCGGCUCAGUGCCGUAGCGGUAGCAACGCUGGGAACGUACCGACGUGUCGGAAAUGUGGCCGCAGGGGGCAUAGAACCGAGUUGUGCCGAGGCUCCGACGGCGGGAGGCCUCAGGCCUCGUGCGUAUGUGCCCCGAAAGAGGGGCCGAUGAACGCAGCCGACGGGAACCGUUUCGUGGAGCUGAAGAGUUGGGAGAAGAUUCCUGUCGUGAAUGCCGCUGUGACCUCGCGGGCGGAAUUCCUUGUUGAGGGAAUGCCCGUCGUAGAGGGCAACGUAGGGACGAGGAAGAUUACCGUAUUGCGCGACACGGGCAGCAAUACGGUGAUCAUCAAGAGAGACCUGGUUGACGACGGCCAGAUAACCGGAAUAAGGAGGCCCGUUUACCUGGUUGACGGGACCGUAAAGAUGCUCCCCGAGGCGAGAGUUCGGGUAUCAACCCCCUACUUUCGGGGUGUGGUGACGGCCCUCUGCAUGGAGGAACCGUUGUACGACCUGAUUCUCGGGAACAUCACCGGAGUCAAAGAUCCCGACAGCCCCGUGGUGGACACCGAGGGAGAGGACGACGCACCCGACGUUGACGCCGGCGGAGUUAAGCCGAACGCCCAGAGUGGAAGGGACCUGACCUCAGACGGAGUUCAAAGACCUACGAGUAAGAAACAGGCCAAGGGCCCUAAACCUAAGAAGGGUCACAAUACAGCGGGGGCGGUCGAGACGCGGAAUAGCAAGAAACAGAAGCCCAAGCAACAGGGUUUGAAAACUCCCCGAAUAGAGGGAGUACCCGUCAACACUUUAGAGUUCAGACAACAGCAGAAAAGAGACAAAACUUUAGCCCCUUGUUAUCUCAAGAUUGGGAAGAAGAUGGAGUGCAAAGACGGAACGAGCUAUUACGAGUUUGUGCAAGAGAAUGAACUUCUCUACCGCCUGUAUCACGAGAGGUCAGGAAGACAGACGCGCCAACUGGUAGUCCCCGAGUUGCACCGGAGAACAGUGCUUGAAGUGGCGCAUGACAGCAUAAUGGCUGGACACCUUGGAGGCAGGAAGACCUUGGAGAGAGCACAGGCCGAGUUUUUCUGGCCUGGAAUGCACGCCGAAUGCAAGCGCUUCGUGGCCUCUUGUGACGCCUGCCAGCGAACCAGCCCAAGAGGAAACACCCGGAAGGUACCGCUUAAAAAGGUACCUGUGAUUGACACGCCCUUUCAAAGAGUGGCAAUUGAUAUCGUGGGGCCGUUGUCGCCGAGGUCCGACCGGGGAAACCGGUACGUGCUUACGAUGGUUGACUACGCGACGCGUUAUCCGGACGCCGUUGCCCUGCCCAGCAUCGAAACAGAGAGAGUUGCCGAAGCCCUGGUCGAGAUGUUUUCACGGGUUGGGGUGCCAAAGGAGAUUCUCAGCGACAGGGGCACCAACUUCACUUCGGAGCUCAUGAAGGAAGUGAGCCGACUUCUCUCCGUCAACCAGCUUCAUACGACUCCGUACCACCCCAUGGCGAACGGCCUGGUGGAGAAAUUCAACGGCACCCUGAAGCGAAUGCUGAAAAGAAUGUGCCAAGAAAGACCCAAGGACUGGGACCGCUACCUGGGGCCGAUCUUGUUUGCUUAUCGCGAAGUGCCACAGGAGAGCUUGGGCUUCUCCCCAUUCGAGCUGAUGUUCGGACGUAAUGUGCGCGGCCCUCUGGCCGUUCUGAAGGAGCUCCGGACUCAAGAAUCGCUACCCUCUGAGAUCAAGUCAACGUAUCAGUACGUACCGGAGCUUAGAAACAGGCUGGAGGAGACAUGCAGGUUGGCGCAUGAGGAGCUCAGACGGUCAAGCGCGAGAUACGAGCGUUACUACAAUGCCAAGUCUCAGAAGCGCUCCCUGCAGCCGGGAGAUCAGGCUCUGAUUUUGCUCCCGACUGAGCACAACAAACUGCUCAUGCAGUGGAAGGGGCCAUACCCGAUCGUAACAAAGAAAAACGAGGUCGACUACGAGGUCGAUCUGGGACAUGCCACCCGGCUGUUUCACGUCAAUCUCCUGAAGAAGUACGAAAUCCGAGAACCAAAUACGACCACGGCACCCGCUGUCGCAAACUCAGUCAUUGCAAUCGAGGACGCUGAAGACGAAGAGGGGCUUCCGGUGAUGCCGCUGCGUCGGACGGAGAACGCUGAGAACGUCCACAUUUCGCCUGAGUUGAGUGCCGAGAGAGAGGAGCAAGCGCGCGAACUCUCCUGCGCAUCCGGCAGUACCCCCUCCCUUUCGCCGUUCGGCAAAUUGUCGAAGACGAGGUUGGGGCUAUGCUGGAGAUGGGCAUCGUCGAAAAAUCCCAAUCAGCCUACAACUUCCCCGUGA